This is a messenger RNA of Vigna umbellata (rice bean), 1354 nucleotides long. The record is from RefSeq and is a predicted model, not a curated record. Lineage: Eukaryota; Viridiplantae; Streptophyta; Magnoliopsida; Fabales; Fabaceae.
AUCCUAAAAGACUAUUAAUUUGAAAUCUAAAUUUUGUAAAAUCCUUAUUUUUGUCUUAUUUUUUAUUUUAAAGAGUAAUGAUAUCUUGAAACCCCACUAAAACGAUACAAGCACUUGAAAUCCAUGACUUCAUCUUUGCUUUUGCUCCUUUUUUUUUUCCUUUUCAAUUACAGAAGUUUAACUUUGUAAUGACCCCCUAAAAUAAAAUUGUUAAGAUAUUGUUUGGAUGUUAAAAUGUCAUUACUCCUAUUUUAAGAGUUUGUACUGGGUGUAUUUUUUUUUAGAGGUGUACGAUUUUUCACAUGUUAAAUAAGAAAACAUAAUCAGGAAAAAGAAAUUCAUAUUUUUUAGAAAAAUAAAGGAAAGACAAAUAAUAGUUAUUUAAAGCAAGGUAGCAUAACAUUACAUUUCUAUUUCCUAGUUCUCAAUUUCUUAUUCCCUAUUCCCCUUUUCCCUACCCUUUUUUGUGUUGUGGUGAAGCGGCUGCGGCAGUUGGGAGAAGAAUGAAUCGAAUCACAGUUCCAAUGGAUGAGCCUAAGCCUUCUUGCCACUCCACACUUUCUACUGCUUCUCACCUUACUCGCUCUGAACUUCUGAAACGCCGUUUCCAGAAUCUGAAGCGUCUCUCCAAGUGUUACAGGGACCUCUACUGGCACCUCAUGGAACACGUCAAGAUUCUCUACAGAAACUACCUUUAUCACUAUGCUCUUAACCCUUUUAGCCACUUCCACUUUCCCACCUGUGCUUUCCUCGGUUGCAACCUCAAGCCCAUGCCUUUCACUUCCUUUUGCCACUUUCACAUUCUCUCCGAUUCCAACCAGAAGCUUUAUAAGCCCUGCAAUUAUGUUAUCAAAGGUUUUAGUAUCUAGUCUUCCUUUGAAACCAAAUAUGACGGAAAGUGCAGAAGCUGGACCUAUAACUUGUGGGAAACCCAUACUGAGAUCCAUUGUUCCAGCUCUUUGCACUGUGCACUCUCACAAGGCUCAGAAGCACCUUGCAAGGGCUUUGAAGAGGAACAGUAGGAACAUUUCCUCCACAACUAACAUCCCUCCUAAAUUUCAUGCCUUGGUGUCAGAAUUUGUAAAACACAUUCAGGCGAGAAGAAAGAAACAACAGGAAAACAAAAGUAAAACUGUGUUCAAAGACAGAAUGAUAGCUGCUUGAAUGUAUGAAAGUGGAUGAUGCAUAUCGUGCUCAUCCUCCUAAACUUCUAAAGUGAAGUCGUAUUGGAUUUUAGAACUUCUUCAUAAAAUUUAAAAUAAUGAAGUCCUGUUAUGUAAUAGUGAUUUUUUUUGUUUUUGUAAAAUAUGUGAAUUGAAGUAGCUAUUACUUUCCAUUUGAUUGAGGGAAAGCA